AUGAUCCGCCACUCGCACGUCUCGAAUUUUAAACCAAACACCAACAUCAGUUUCACAUUCACAUUUAUUACCCUCACCCUCGCACCUCCUGUCGCGCUAUUCAUAUCUAUCUAUCUAUCUAUCUAUCUAUCUAUCUAUCUAUCUAUCUAUCUAUCUAUUUCAGUUUGUACAGAUGUAAGUUCGUACAGAUCUAUCUAUCUAUCUAUCUAUCUAUCUAUCUCAAUCUGUUCAUAUCUAUCUAUCUAUCUAUCUAUCUAUCUAUCUAUCUCAGUUUGUACAGAUGUAAGUUUGUACCUAUCUAUCUAUCUAUCUAUCUAUCUAUCUAUCUAUCUAUCUCAGUUUGUACAGAUCUAUCUAUCUAUCUAUCUAUCUAUCUAUCUAUCUAUCUAUCUAUCUAUCUAUCUCAGUUUGUACAGAUGUAUGUUUGUACUGAUCUAUCUAUCUUCUCCCUUUUAUUCUUUAACUUCCCGUUCCUAUCCUCCUCUGUUACCAAUCUUCCCACCUGUCUCUUCCCUUCACUCUCUUCCUUACCUGACCGACAUAAGCCUAACCAUAUUCUCUCAGGAUAACAUGUGUCUUUUCUUCUGGUGUCGAGGCGACUUCUCUUCUCUCGUGCAAAAGUUUACUUUUUCCUUUGGGUUAAACUUUGUUAAAGCUUCCUUUCGCAUAUUUAAAUUAAUAGCUGGCUGGCGCUUUUCCCGCCAACAGUCCAUUCGGUACAUUCACAUGAGUAGGAAAAAGAGAUUCUGCCCUAACGGACCUGACGGACUAAGACGAUCGACCCACGAAGGGCCACGGAUACUCAAUAGCCGUUGGAACAUCAGCUGGUUCUGCAAGGGAGGGUGCGAAUUAGUGCUUUCUUCUUUUUCUUUUUUCUUCUUCUUCUUGAGAUUCUUCUAUAAUAUUUCGUUUCUUUUUUCCUUUUCAUCUAACGAUUUUUCUUCAAUCCUUUUCAUUCUCAGUUUUCUCCUUUAUUCCACUUCUUUCUCUAUUGUUUUUUGUACAUUUUCUCUUUUUAAAAAAAAAUUCUUUUCUUUCUUUUCACACAUAACACUACCCGUUUUCUUUCUUUUUUACACCGUUCUUUCUUUCUUGAUUAUAUCUGUCCUUCUUUCUGUAAUCUUUCUUGUUUCUCCUCUUUUUCUUUUCUUUUCUUUCAGGCACUGCCUUUCGUGA
Messenger RNA from Acanthosepion pharaonis, 1176 nucleotides. The record is from the annotation of a GenBank genome assembly. NCBI's taxonomy places the organism in Eukaryota, Metazoa, Mollusca, Cephalopoda, Sepiida, Sepiidae.